Messenger RNA from Pyrus x bretschneideri (Chinese white pear), 1302 nucleotides. RefSeq names its product B-box zinc finger protein 32. The record is from RefSeq and is a predicted model, not a curated record. Gene Ontology annotation, molecular function: zinc ion binding. The transcript has a single exon. The coding region runs from base 243 to 1055 and encodes 270 amino acids. Lineage: Eukaryota; Viridiplantae; Streptophyta; Magnoliopsida; Rosales; Rosaceae.
AGGGAGAGGAGGAGGUUUUAGUAUGUGGACAGAGACUGAGUUGAGUGUUUGAGGAGGAAGUCUUAAAAGCCAAAAUACAGACACUCAACUCACACACAACCUUCUCAUCUUCCAUAACCGCAUUUCUCUCCAUAUAAUCCCCCUCGCCACACCCACAUAUCCUCUCACCGCACCACCUCCCCGAAUUCCCAAAUCGUCUCCCAACUUCCAUUCCUCUUCUGCUCUCCGCCGGAAAUCAAGAAAUGAAGAAACUUUUCCGGGCUUGCGAACUCUGCGACCAGGAAGCCUCUUUCUACUGCCCCUCUGACUCCGCCUUCCUUUGCUCCCGCUGCGACGCCCGCGUCCACCAGGCCAACUUCCUCGUCGCCCGCCACGUCCGCCACCCUCUCUGCUCUAAUUGCAAAUCCGUCGCUGAAACCCCUGAUCGUCACUCUCUCUGCUCCUCCUGCUCGCCUGAAAUUUUUUCCGGAGAUUGCGACGGCGACGCCAUGUCGUCAUCGUCGGAUUGUUCCGCCUGCAUAUCCAGCACAGAAAUGGGGACCACAAAGACCGGAUACGAGAAUCCGAAAUCCGAGGGCUCCGUGACGGAGGUUUCCGGUUCAAAUACUCCGUACAGAUUCCCCGGCGCGAAGAGGAAUAUGCUGUGCAAAUUCUCCGGCGCCAAGAGAAAUUAUAGCGUACGGAGUGCGCGAGCAAGAACUUCAAGGCGAGUGGAUGCGAGAGCGGAGGGUAAUUUCGUAAAUUGGUGUAAGAACGUUGGGGUGAAUGGUAAUUUGGCGGCUGCGGUGGUUUCAACGGCGUCAAAUGCCUCGGGAUUUUGCCUGGAGCGGUUGGCGGGUGUGCCUCUGAGAGUAUCCCUUGCGGCGUCGUUUUGGUUCGGGUUGAGAUUCCGUGGGGAUAGGUCGGUUUCUACGUGUCAGAAUCUGAGACGGGUCGAGGUGCUAUCCGGAGUGCCGGCUAAGCUGAUCCUAGCCGUUGAAGCUAAGCUCGGGAGUGAGCUGAGGAUUAGGCGCGCACGACGGGACGAUCUGGAGGAAGGCUGGGCAGAGUGCUGAGACUUGAGUGUUUGGAGUCCUUUCGCACGUGCGAGUGCAAUGUACGCGUGUGAACUCUAAGUGUCAAGACUCAAUUAUGAUGGUCAUUAAUUAGUCAGUAUAACAUUUAAUUAGGCACCAGCUGGGGGCGAAAGGAUUAAAUUAACUUUGUAAUCUCGUUUUUUUUUUUCCUAAUUUUUUUAAGAUCACAAUUCACAACCCGAAAUUCUUGAAAAUCGAUCGAUCUUGGCCACAUUUUCAUCAUUAA